Heteronotia binoei (common prickly gecko) is the source of this 3421-nucleotide messenger RNA. It is a transcript of the gene RPIA, whose product is annotated as ribose 5-phosphate isomerase A. The coding region runs from base 24 to 737 and encodes 237 amino acids. Gene Ontology annotation, biological process: D-ribose metabolic process; pentose-phosphate shunt, non-oxidative branch. NCBI's taxonomy places the organism in Eukaryota, Metazoa, Chordata, Lepidosauria, Squamata, Gekkonidae. The record is from RefSeq and is a predicted model, not a curated record. The transcript is spliced from 9 exons. Gene Ontology annotation, molecular function: ribose-5-phosphate isomerase activity. Gene Ontology annotation, cellular component: intracellular membrane-bounded organelle.
UGCGGGCGCGCGGCGGCGACGGGAUGGCGCUGGCCGAGGAGGCGAAGCGGAGGGCCGCCUGGGCCGCAGUCGACGCCCACGUGCAGAAUAACCACAUCCUUGGAAUUGGCAGCGGCUCUACUGUAGUCCAUGCUGUAAAUCGGCUGGCAACAAGAGUUAAAGGAGAGAAUCUCGACAUUACUUGUAUCCCUACAUCUUUUCAGGCACGCCAGUUGAUUCUGCAGAAUGGCUUAACUUUAAGUGACCUGGAUCGACACCCAGAGCUGGAUGUUGCCAUUGACGGGGCUGACGAAGUGGACUCUGACCUCAACCUUAUCAAAGGAGGCGGGGGCUGCCUGGCUCAGGAGAAGAUUGUUGCUGCCUGUGCAAAAUGCCUCAUUAUUAUUGCUGAUUACAGAAAGAAGUCCAAAAGCCUUGGAGAGCAGUGGAAGAAAGGGAUCCCUAUCGAGGUCAUCCCCAUGGCCUAUCGGCCAGUCGUCAGGACCCUGACCAAGAGGCUUGGAGGUGCUGCAGAACUGAGGAUGGCUGUCAGUAAAGCGGGUCCAGUGGUGACAGACAAUGGGAAUUUUCUGUUGGAUUGGAGAUUUGAUAAAGUGCAUAAAUGGGACGAUGUGAACAUAGCAAUCAAGAUGAUACCAGGAGUGGUGGAAACCGGUCUCUUCAUCAACAUGGCGGAGCGAGCUUACUUUGGUAUGGAAGACGGCUCAGUCAGCAUCCAAGAGAAGCCAGCCCACUGACCAGCCCUCGCCUUCUUCACCUGGCCCUCACUUGAUUCUUGUUAGGGUGCCAUUGACAUCUUGCCUUAGAGUGUGUGUGUGUGGGGGGGGUGCACACCCAGUGAACGAGCAAGAAGUCCAGCAGACUUAACUGAAGUGAAUUUUCUCCUUUAAGUCUGUUUUUUUACUUUUUUCAUAAAUGUUCUUAAUUUUUUAAAGGACAGUUGAAAAUGUUGAACACAGUUUCUUUUAAACUCUUUUCAUUUGGUGUUUAUACAGAAUGUUUACAAAAAAGGAUAUGACUAGCAGUGCUUUAGCCAUCUGGUUUGCUCAAGCAGUGUCUGUCAGGGAAUGAAGCCCAGAAAACAGACAGUUCAUAGUGCAUUGGAACUCACAGAUGCCUUCUUGGACCCUCUUGGUUCUCUGUUUUUUUUUUAAAAACAAUUUUUUCAUACUUUUUUUUUAAUAAUGCAGCUUGUCUAAUUUUGCUAUACUGCACUUGAUACCUGGUCCGUGAGAUAUCAUAAUGUGAAUGGCCUUUUAAGUUCUAUUUAGGACUCAUCAUUGCAUUUCUGGCAGUGCUGUGCCAUUUGGCACAUUAUUUUCUCGUAACAGAUGCGAAAGGGAUGAAAAAAUGGUGUGCAUCCCAGGCCUGCUGCAGCUAGCCCCCAGCAUGCAAAGCUGAAUGGGUCACUGGCCCCAAACAUGCCGUUCACACCUUAAGACCUUCCUGAAGCUGCAUGAGAAUAGGUGUGCCAGAGUGUCCUCUUCUGCUGUGUGGGAAGUAUGGAUUUGACCUAAACAGGGUGCCAACCUUUUGUUGGUCCUUUUCCAAUCUGGGGAGUGUGGGUGCUAAUGUUCCAGUUUCUUUGCCAAUGUUCUAUGUGCUAAUGUUCCAGUUUCUUUAUUUUCAGUCAUUUGAAUAGUUAAUGCCCAGAGUUCAGUCUGGGGCCUAAUUCUGCUUUACAGUGGAAAGUUCCUGGUUCACUGUUUCUCACAUGUUGAUGUUUCAUGCAAUGUCCUACCUAAAUAGAAAGAUUGAUUGAGCUUUCUGCCAGACAUCUUAAUGUAGCAGGAACAAGGCACCUUUUAAAUGUAUCAUAUUCCAUUUCUAAGUGCUUUGUACAAUAAUUCUGUCAAAAAAGACACCAAAUUGUCUCUUUCAAGCAACAGAAUUUUAAAAAAGCUGUAAUGCCAAUGCCCUGUGCAUUUUCUUGUUUAAGUGAAACUGCAUAAGUAACAGUCAGUUGAGCUCUGAGAGACAGCGGGAAGGGGAGAGUGUUUGCCUUUUCUUAUCUGCUGGGGAGAAUUAGCUGAGUGCUACUGUGUAGAAGGAGAGAGUCUGAGUUUAUGUGUUUGCUUGCUGAGGAAGAGGAACUGCUGUUUCUGUUGUCUGUUUUGACUGGGCUGUAGCUGAGUGUAGUUGAUUGCAUCAGGUGAUUGUUGCUGAUUGGAAGUGUCUAUGUUGCCUGGGCCUGACUGCUGGCCCCACUCUAUUUGCAUUUGUCAGGCUACACCUUGCUAGAGGGUCAAGCCUUUGGCGCAAGCUAAAGGGCUUUUGGUUAGCCUAGGGUCUCUGAAAGAAGCCCGGGAAGGACCAGGAAGCCAGGUGAGGAACCCAGGGCUGUAGUCUCCUAGUGUUCCCAAUAAGGUAAGCAGACUUUCCACAAGGAGAGUCACAAAAAAAAAUGGUAUUAAAGGGGGGGAUUGUAAAUUUAAAAAGCAGUUAUGAAGGCAGAAUGUCAGCAGGAGGUUGGGGGCUUUCCAGUGACUUCCCACUGGACGGAAGUCUUCAGUAUGUGCUCAGUGCAAAGAGCUCCUGGUUCUCAGGGAACAAGUUCACACCUUUGAGGCCAAAGUGGCUGACCUGGAGAAGCAGAGACAGUCAGGCACUUAGAGAAGACUCUCGGGGACUUGUUAGAUGUGUCCCACUCUAAAAAUGGGAGCCCCACUGUUGCCAGGGAGCAUGAGGGUCAAUAGGCAGCAGGACACCUGCUGAGGAUAAGGGAAAUGUGCCCCCAGAAGGGACCUCUUUUUUAGUUGGUGAGCAGGUAUCCUUUUGCACCAAGGAACCAUUCCUGGGCAGGGAGAGGGGGGGUUCUUGGUAGUUGGUGAUUCGAUCCUCAGACAAGUAGACAGCUAGGUGGCUAACUCAUGUACUGACCAUAUGAUGACUUGCCUGCCUGGUGCAAAAGUAGCAGACAUUACAUGUGUUCUAGAUAGACUGAUAGACAGUGCUGGGGAGGAGCCAGUGGUCAUGGUACAUGUCGGCACCAAUGAUGUGGGGAAAUGCAGUCGUGAGGUCCUGGAGGAAAAAUUUAGGCUGCUAGGCAGGAGACAAGGCCAGGAUCUCCAAGGUACCCUUCUCAGAAGUGCUACCUGUUCCACACACAGGGCAGGAGAGACAGGCACAAAUUAGGAGUGGAAGUUGUGUGGAAGAGACAAUGGUGUAGGGAAGAAGGGUUCAAGUUUGUUAGGCACUGGGGUGCUUUUUGGAACAAGUGGAAGCUGUACAAAAGAGAGUCUCCAUUUGUCCCCAGAAGGAACCAGGCUGCUUGUGCUUAAAAUCAAGAAGGUUCACUAUUAUCCACAAUUUAUUUCUUCCAAAAAUUCUCAACAGUGUUACAGACAAAAAACCAUCUAUUGCACAACACACCUACUGUCCAGAAAAAUCAUAUAUUAUUAAAGUCCAACGAAUCAUAAAA